AUGCUACCGAGACGCAUGCCAUUGAGUCUUUUCAGGCGAUCCAAGCCGUCGCUGUGCCGCGCCUACAGCUCCAGCCAUGCCAUCAGAGAGCACGAUGUGAUAAUCCUGCGUCAACGAGGGACCAAGGAGCCCAAAUUUCACCUCUCACCCCCUCUCCGAUCGGACGCGGCGAUCAAACUUUCCUAUGGCAGCAAAGUCAACGGCUCCGACAUCAUUGGAAAGUCCUUUUCCGACACGAUCAAGGACAGCGGCGGCCGCAAUGUGCGACUCCUCGAGGCUUCCCUAGGGCAAUACGUCGCCAACUCCCCGCGCGUGGCGACACCGAUCUAUCCCCAGGACGCCAACCUCAUUGUGUCCUUCCUCGAUCUGAACCUCCCGGUACCCGGCGAGGAUCCGGACUUUGACGCCGGCCCGCCCGUCGAGAUCUUCGAGGCCGGCACGGGCAUGGGCUCGCUGACGCUGCAUCUCGCGCGCGCGAUCCACGGCGCGAAUUCACCCUUGCCGCCGCGCCUUCGCGACGCACUCUGCACGGCGCCGUACGCGAGAAAUACCCUACGGAAGGAGGUUGCGUCAGACGAUGCGGCGGAGGAGGACAAGGAGGUACAUAAGGCCGUACCGCACGCCCUCGACAUCGAAGACCCGGAACUCGCGGCGCUGUACAAGGAGCACCUGGCGAGUCGCCGGGCAAUCCUGCACACGCUGGACGUGAACCCGACAUCGAGCCGGAUGGCGCACGGCCUCGUUCGGCACUUCAAGAGGGGUCUGUACCUCUCCAACGUCGACUUCCACGUCUGCACGAUUCGAUCGUACCUCGCCUCGCGCCUUGCACAAAAUGGAGGCGUAGCAUUCCUCUCACAUGUGAUUCUCGACCUCCCGGCCUCGCAGGAUUACGCCGAGAUGGCCGUCAAGGCUCUCCAGCCCGACGGGAAAGUCGUCAUCUUCUUCCCGUCCAUCACGCAGAUCCUCGACUUUGUCAUCUGGGCAAAGGACACGGAGCAGCCGCUGGUGCAGGACCGCGUCGUGGAGCUGCAGACGUCGACGUCGGGUGAUGACAUGUUCCAGGACGGCACGGGCGGUCGGAACUGGGAUGUCAAGGUUGUGGCUAUUCGCAAGGCGAUUGAGAGAGGUGAGACGAGCGCGGCGGCAAGGGGGAUCGUUUGUCGACCCAAGGUUGGGUCGCGGGUUGUUGGGGGUGGCUUCGUUGCGGUGUUUACCAAGUUGCCUCAGAUGGCUGCCAAGCUGGAGGAGAGCUCGGAUGAGGUUGCACCUGUCCCUGAGACUACAACUAUCUCUGAGAUUGCAUCUGUCUCUGAGGUUGAGGUGUUGCCUGAGACCGAGGCAUUAUCUGGAAAAGAAGCGCCAGCAAGCUCAUAGACGUGAACUUAUCAGCGCGGAAGCAAUGAAGGAGAAGAGCGCGAGCUAGUAAGGUCUUCAUACCUCCUCCGCCUGCUCCUCCUGUAGGAUAUUUGUACGAUACCUGUAUACAUAAUGGCAGUCUUGAUACACCACAUAGAGGAAAAGAAACACAUAAAGACAACUUCCGCCAUAGGCAGAACAGAGAGGGGUUUAUUCAUG
Messenger RNA from Colletotrichum phormii, 1575 nucleotides. RefSeq names its product adenine-N(1)--methyltransferase. Gene Ontology annotation, biological process: mitochondrial tRNA methylation. Gene Ontology annotation, molecular function: tRNA (adenine(58)-N1)-methyltransferase activity. Gene Ontology annotation, cellular component: tRNA (m1A) methyltransferase complex; mitochondrion. NCBI's taxonomy places the organism in Eukaryota, Fungi, Ascomycota, Sordariomycetes, Glomerellales, Glomerellaceae. The transcript has 3 exons. Bases 1 to 1374 code for a protein of 457 amino acids. The record is from RefSeq and is a predicted model, not a curated record.